CACUGCCACAACAGUGGUACAUAUUUAAGCAGACAUUGGAGGCGCCUAGCCGAGCCGCAUCCGAUAGUCGUCAAAAAAGCUCCAUACCUUCCAACUUCCUCAGCAAAAACGUGAACCCACACUUCAACAAUUAUACUUGGACUAGUUCGUCUCGCUACGAUUUUUUCCAAGUACCCCAGAGGGAGCAAUGGCGACUUUAGCAGGACCUAGUUUUGCCGCUUACACGUAUGGCGGAGCUGGUGGAAACCAAACCGUCGUGGACAAGGUACCAGCUGAUAUGCUCCACAUGAUCGAUCCCCACUGGUAUCAAUUUCCACCAAUGAACCCAUUGUGGCACGGAAUUCUCGGUUUCGUCAUCGGCUGUCUCGGUUUUGUAUCUAUUAUCGGCAAUGGAAUGGUCAUCUACAUCUUCUCCUCGACGAAAUCACUCAGAACACCGAGCAAUCUGCUGGUCGUCAACCUCGCAUUCUCUGAUUUCGCCAUGAUGACCUGCAUGGCUCCACCGAUGGUGAUAAACUGCUAUUACGAGACGUGGGUUUUCGGACCACUCAUGUGCGAGCUGUACGCCUGUGCCGGUUCUCUGUUCGGAUGUGGCUCCAUUUGGUCAAUGACUAUGAUUGCAUUUGACAGAUACAACGUCAUUGUUAAAGGACUUGCAGGCAAACCCAUGACCAUCAAUGGAGCACUCCUGCGAAUUCUUGGAAUCUGGGUGUUCUCACUUGCAUGGACUGUCGCGCCCUUCUUCGGAUGGAACCGAUACGUCCCCGAGGGCAACAUGACUGCCUGCGGCACUGACUACCUCAACAAGGAUUGGUUGUCGCGCUCCUACAUCCUGGUCUACAGCAUCUUCGUGUACUACUCUCCACUCCUCCUCAUCAUCUACUCUUACUACUUCAUCAUCCAGGCUGUUUCAGCCCACGAGAAGAACAUGCGAGAGCAGGCCAAGAAGAUGAAUGUCGCGUCUCUCAGGUCAGCUGAGAACCAGGCACAGAGUGCUGAGUGCAAAUUGGCCAAGGUUGCCCUCAUGACGAUCUCCCUGUGGUUCAUGGCGUGGACCCCCUACCUCGUCAUCAACUACGCCGGUGUCUUCGAGAGUGCCAAGAUCAGCCCUCUCUUCACUAUCUGGGGAUCAGUCUUCGCCAAGGCCAAUGCCGUCUACAAUCCAAUUGUCUACGGCAUCAGCCACCCUAAAUAUCGUGCAGCCCUCUUCCAGCGAUUCCCCUCACUGGCCUGUGGUGGCUCUCAAUCAUCAGGAAGUGACGCUACAUCAACCACAACGACCGUCACCGAAGGCGAGAAAGCCUCCGCAUAAGCAGCAAUUCCUCCAAUUUGCGCGAUUCCAAGGAUCGCCCUCGAGAUCUCUCCAACUGAAUCUCGAAUUUGCAAAUAGAUCAUCUUACGGACAUGCAAAUACUUUAACAAUUGCUCACUCGAUCACACGCAGAGACUCAUAUUGAAUCUUGGAGCGAGUUCAGGUGUCUCCAGAGUCACACCAUUCAGAGUCUGGAUUUUUCGACCGUUUACGACGCGAAAUCAAUGUUUUAUCCAUUGGAAACUUGACGAAAAUUUUACACCAUUGGGACGGGCGAUGGAGACACCGAAGGGUAGAAACACCGAACCGACUCGACUGCGGUAUCAAGCUCACCGGGAAAAUACUCUAGGAGGGAAAAAUCGUUGGCCCCAUCCAUUAUCAAGUUCUAGAAUCAUCUUGCACCACAAUUUGACUCGACUGUUACUUGAUACGUCGAUUGGGCAUCGUUUUUCCCCCUCUUGAUACUGAAAUGCGUGUGGAAUGUAACAGUCCAUCGGAUUGGCAGCAUCGUUGUAUCUGUCUUGAAUUUUGUAAUAUUAAAUCAACCCUUGAAGCAACAA
Messenger RNA from Diachasma alloeum, 1872 nucleotides. RefSeq names its product rhodopsin (gene Lop1). Bases 188 to 1312 code for a protein of 374 amino acids. The record is from RefSeq and is a predicted model, not a curated record. Lineage: Eukaryota; Metazoa; Arthropoda; Insecta; Hymenoptera; Braconidae. Gene Ontology annotation, cellular component: membrane. Gene Ontology annotation, biological process: G protein-coupled receptor signaling pathway; phototransduction; visual perception. Gene Ontology annotation, molecular function: G protein-coupled receptor activity. The transcript is spliced from 5 exons.